UACUGUGCGCUCUGCUGCAGAGCUACUUUGGUGCAAGUUCACUCGUGAAGUUUUUUCGUUCGUGAUACAAAUACUGAGCGGUGGUGUUGUGGCCUCGCUCGGGAAUGCAGUGCUCGUGAUGGCUUGCCUCCUCCAGCUGAAACAAGACAUUCAGACGCUGCAAGCGUCCUUUCCCAAGAACCACGAAAUUUUCCAGGUAGUCACAGCAUCCGUGGACGAGCUAAUCUGUCGGUUCAUAGGACGCAACUCGAAACGAUACGAGAUCCACGCGAAUAUCACGGAAACCUACCCUCAGACGCCGCCGGUAUGGUUCAGCGACACAGAGGAUCCUGCUAUAACUAACAUCGUGCAAAUGUUGACCAACACCUCCGGACCGGACAACCAUAUACUCGCACAGGUCCGCGUUCUCGUGCGGGAGUUGUGUAAAGUGCACAGUUUCAGCGAACCCCUCGAGCUGGAAAAAAUGGAGCAAGCCGCAUCGGCGAUUCUCCUUUCACCUCCCCCGUCGGCGCCCUCGGAUGCUCCUUCGGACGACGACGAAGAACUGGAAGAGAUGGAUAUGCACAUCGAAAUGGAAGAAGAGAGCGCCACUGAAAACAACAAGGAAGAAGUGGACGGCCUAUCGGUGGAGCACGUCGUCACGUUAGAACGACUGCGGCAGAAUCAGCGGAAGGACUACCUAGAAGGCAACGUGUCGGGAUCGCUGCAAGCCACUGACCGCCUCAUGAAAGAACUCAAGGAGGUGUAUCGCAGCGACUCGUACAAAAGCGGAGUCUUCGAGGUAGAGCUUGUGAACGAUUCUCUUUACGAAUGGAACGUGAAGCUCUUCCGAGUCGACCCCGACUCUCCUUUGCACUCCGACAUGAACGUGCUCAAGGACAAGGAGGGCAAAGACCACAUACUCCUCAACAUGUUGUUCAGGGAUAACUACCCGUUCGAGCCCCCUUUUAUCCGAGUGGUAACACCUGCAAUCUCCGGAGGCUACGUGUUGGGCGGUGGAGCCAUCUGCAUGGAGUUGUUAACCAAACAAGGUUGGAGUUCGGCGUAUCCGGUCGAAGCUAUCAUCGUGCAGAUCGCCGCUACCUUGGUAAAAGGCAAAGCACGCAUCCAGUUCGGCGGCAAUAGAGGACAGUACUCGCUUGCAAGAGCCCAACAGAGCUUUAAGAGCCUCGUUCAAAUACAUGAGAAAAAUGGCUGGUUCACACCCCCGAAGGAGGACGGCUAAAACACCGGUCGAACAUCCUUUUCUAAUUUUGGCUUUCACCAUUAUUGGAGCCAUUCAACCAAUCCUGCAAAUAGCUAUGUAUUGUAUCAAAGAACUUAAGACAAGAUAAUACUGUAUGCCUGAGCGUGUAUGAUCGAUCGGAAGACCGAUGGGUUCGAAUUCGUCAGUGCAGACGAUUGUUGAAUAUGUGAUGAAUUACUCUUUUUUUUUCUCCACCGUGGUUUUAUGUACGAUGCCGCGCUUUCCCCAACCAAUCCCAAACAUUACUUCCCCCAACAUGUUCCCCCCGACCCGUGCGGCCCCGUCGUCCUAACCGGCGAAACAACGAGGUCCACGGUGAAAUUACAUCCCUCGAUCGCAAUGCCGCGACUCAUCCGCCACAUAGCGUACGGUUCCGAUCCGUCCGCUCCGUUUCUCUAUCGCGUGCGAAUCAACAUGGAAGUUGAUGCAGCCGGCGCAGCAUUUACACCUUGACGUCGUCGACGUCGUCGUAGAUCCGCGGCCGCCACUAGAAUUGUCUGCAAACUUGUUGAUGAUGAUGAUGACCAUGAUGAUGAUUCGAACCCAGAAGUUGUAUCGAUGAUGAAAAACGUGUGAGGUUUCCCGGUUGGAUGACAUUACAUCGCCACUGGGUUUUAGCUAGUUAAUGGUAUAAAAUUGACGCCGGAUCUAGGGUGUGACAUGAUUGAUUUACGAAAUUAUGGCGGAGGAGGAGACGUGUACGAUUAGGAUCAAGGAUCUGAGGCAGUUGUACAAUAGGAACGUCGUGGAGCGACCGUUUGUCCAGCAGAAAACGGCUUAAGCGUGUAGAACGAUUAAGAAUAUGAUGAUGAUGAUAAGUACAUAUGGCGCU
This is a messenger RNA of Galendromus occidentalis (western predatory mite), 2078 nucleotides long. RefSeq names its product ubiquitin-conjugating enzyme E2 Q2. The record is from RefSeq and is a predicted model, not a curated record. The transcript has 6 exons. Lineage: Eukaryota; Metazoa; Arthropoda; Arachnida; Mesostigmata; Phytoseiidae. The coding region runs from base 119 to 1225 and encodes 368 amino acids.